Messenger RNA from Paramuricea clavata, 2826 nucleotides. Lineage: Eukaryota; Metazoa; Cnidaria; Anthozoa; Malacalcyonacea; Plexauridae. The record is from the annotation of a GenBank genome assembly.
GGACAAGACGCUCUACAUAGGCCUACGUGGCAAUAAAACGACUUACAAGGAAGUGAUAUACGUCUGUUGUUUAAAACGGUUCUUUCAGUUAUAAAUUUCAAGGAAAUACUAUUACAAAUCCACGAAAACAAAGCCUGUGUAUACGGAUAUCUUAUAUGGCUGUUUAUGUGAGGAUAUUUGUACUUGAAACUGGUUGAAGUAAGAAUAUAAUUUGCUUUAUAUUUUAAGAACGGUGAGUAUAAAAUAUGACAUCAAGCUUAUAUUUGGACAAGAUUUGUAGAGCACAGCGAUCAGUAGUACUAAGCAUCUAAUACUUGCUUUAUUUUCAAUUUAGCAAAACAGCGAGUAAAUAUGGCAUCAAAUUAUCCACUUGGGUACGAUGACGAAAGAUUCGAAUCGAUAGUGAACCAAAAUUUCCACUGUUUGAUUUGCUACAACGUAUUGAAAGACCCCGUGGUGUGCCGCAGAAACGAGCACCAUUUUUGCCGCGGCUGCAUCACGGAACAUCUUCAAAGGAAUUCCCAUACAUGCCCAACGUGUGCUGACGAGCUGAGUGUCGAAACAUUGCAAGACGUUCCAAGAAUUGUGAAGAAUUACUUAAACGAACUAAGUAUACGUUGCGAUCAUUACGACAGAGGAUGUCGAGAACUUGUACAGCUGCAGAAUUUAAAGCGACAUGUCGUCGAAUGCGGGUUUACUCCAGUCGUUUGUGGAAAUCAAGGUUGUGGUGAGACAAUCAGUAAAAGAGAUCGUACAUAUCACGAGAGUGAACUGUGUCAAUUUAGAAAGUUGAAGUGUCACAACUGUGGAGAAAUCAGCACGAUGAUGGCGGGAAUGAAAACGGAAGUCGCAAACCUGAACACAAACAUCAACACGAAUCAGGCGGAUACCCGAACGAAAUUGGCAAACACGAACACGAACAUGGCAAAUAUUAGAACUGAAAUAGCAGAUGUAAAAACGAAAAUGGAAAACACGAACACGAAACUGGAAAACAUGAACACGAAAAUGGCAAAUUUGCACGCGAAAGUGGAAGCGAAAUUCGAAGCGAUGAAUAAUGAAGUGAGAGAAGUGAAAAUAAGUUUAAAUGAAGUAAAAGAUGGCUUUGAUCACUUGAAAGAAACAGUACUUGAGAAGAUAGAGAGCAAAGAAAGAAAGCAGGAGGAAAUCACAAGAGAUGUAAGUGGCACAGCGAGUGGCGGGAGAGAAAAUCAACAUAUAUUUGUUGCUGGUGGUGUGGAGACAAACUUGGUAGAAAUAUUUAACUACCGUCAGAGAUUGUGGUCUUUAUUAAAGCCCAUGCCAGGGAAUCAUCGCAGCGCAUCUUCAUUUGUUUAUAAUAAUCACGUGACUGUAGCGGGAGGUUGGGGCCGUGAUAGUGGUGCUGUAGAUAACAUGAUCCAAAUGAACAUUCACCCAGUCCCUGAUCUCUCAAUUAACUGGAGUGAUUUUGCUGCUAAACUCCCUGCCAAGUUGCGUGCACACAGCAGUGUGGUGUACAAGGAUAGCUUGUUGGUUACUGGAGGUAUUAAUGCAGAUCAACAUGUCUACUCUGACUGUAUUCACGAAGUCCAACUUAAACCACCUUACACUGUUAAACUGGUAUCCAAGAUGCCUGAACCAAGAGUUCAUCACAGCACAGUACUAUGUGAUGAUAGUAUUUUGAUCAUUGGGGGAAGGGAAUCACAGCACUACGAAAACAACCUUAGCAGUGUGUUAAGGUAUGACAUCAAGAAGAAUGAAUGUCAACAGUUACCUGCGCUUCCCUAUCCAGUGAGUGAAAUGGCGACAGUCAAGUGGGCUGAGAAUGUCGUGAUCAUUGGUGGGGCUGACAAGGAUGACAAAGCAUUAAACAAUGUUAUAAUUUAUAACAUGAAGACUGGAAACAGUCAUAUGUUGCCUCCCAUGUUACACAAGAGGAUAGGAUGUAUGGCAGUUGUUAUUGAGAAUACGAUUGUAGUACUAGGAGGGAUAGAUGAGAGAGUGAAUGUUUUGAAAUCAGUUGAAGGUUUCAAUUUUGGGCGAUUUUCAUGGGAGGAACUUCCUGACAUGAAGGAAACAAGAUGGUUCGCUACAGCUGUUGUGGUCUAGACAUGAUGGAAAAUUAUUGUAUAUAUACUUUGUAGAAUUUUUGAACUUUGACAUAUAUUUCAAACGUUUUGGAAUUUAGUGCUCCUAUGAGCACAUUUGAGGGACCGGUCAUAAAGUAAAAGGGGGGGUGGACUGUUUUGAGCACGGUUGAAGGAGUGGGUCAUCGAAAGUUAAGCGCAAUCAUAAGGGUGGGCCAUGUAAAAAUAUGCAGAAGAUUGGGCCCCAGUCAUUUUUUUGUGUUAAAAAUUUCCACACAAAGAACAAGAUAUCUGGUUUUUUGGGCUAAGUACUGAAAUUUGGUAUGAAAAAUUAAGAUAGUCCUUGGAAAGCAAUUGCAACGUACUCGUCCGGAAAAUUUUUUCACCUGAUAAAGUUGUCGACGGGGGGGGGACGUUCUUGUCCGAAAAAAAAUUUUCCCGGAAAAAAUUGGAAAAGGGGUGGGUCAUAAUAUUUCAGCACCAAUUUAAGGGUGGGCUACAAAUUUUCGUGCAGCUUUUAAGGGGUGGGCUACCAAAAGUGCAGACACCAAAUAUAUGAUUUUCCCAGCCCACCCCCCCCUUUUACUUUAUGACCGGUCCCUGAUCUAUAUCAAAGAACUGCUUGACUGUUGUGAUGUGGAAUUUUUUGUAAAUAUUAUGUAGAGUAGAUCAAUGUUAGAAUUAAUGCAUGGUAGAAAUUUGAAAUAUAGUUUGAUAUUUUUUCUGGUUUAUAACAUAUAAAUUAAAGAACUAUUUUAUC